CCUGCUUGGCUUUGGACAACAAUUUUUCGCAAAUUCGUAAACAAAACUUUGUGAGUGGAAAUGGAGCUGAAUUAGGAGCUUGCAACUAGAACCGGUUACAUCAUGACGGCCUGCGUGCUUUGCCUGUCCACCUCCUAUGCCGGCCACCUGCUGCAGUCGCCGGAGGGCGUCCGCCAGAACAUCAGGGCGACCAUCAUUAAACACUUUUCGUUCUCCGAGGUCCUGACGGCGGGCAAGGAUGCGUCGGUCUGCCGGGAGUGCUGGGCCUGCGUCAGGAGCUUCGAGGAGUUCCACCAGCGGGUCUCCGGCCUGCACCAGGUGGCCACCAGGAGCAGCGACUCCAAGAGCGUGCAGAUCGAGUUCUGCGGCCAGACGGAGGUGGAGGUGGAGGUGGCCACCAACCCGCUCUUCUCCGCCGAACUGGACGCCCUGGCCGAGGGCUUCUUCGCCCCCAGCGAGGUCAAGGUGGAGGUGAACGAGCUGGAGCCGCUGCCCAAGCUGGAACUCCUGGAGGACCCGGUUGACACGGAAACCAGGCCUGCCACCAAGCGGCGGGGCUCCCCCAACGACGGUUCUCCGCACCCAAAGCGGCGCAUCAAGAACGAACGGCCAGUGGACAGCGACUCGGAUGCUCCGCUAGCGGAUUUCCUGUCAUCCGAAGUCAAAAGCAGCUCCAAUGGACCAGCGAAGGGCCUCCCGCUGCGCAGGAGCACGCGGCGUGGUCGUCCGCCCAAGGCCAAGCCGGAGCCGCCUGCUUCGCCCAAGAAGGAACUGGACUCCGACGAAGAAGACGACGACGUAGACGAUGCCAAGGACAAUGACAUGGAGUUUGUGGCUCCCGAGGCCGUCCUGGGCACCGACGACAGCGGCAGCUCGUCUAGCGACAGCAGUGGCGAGGACUCAGACCAUAGUUUGCCGGACAUUGAGCCCGAGGAGCGGUACGCCGAGAUUCCCAAGCGGGUGGUGGUGAAGCCCAAGAAGUACCGCAAGCGCGAGAAGCCGCUGGUGCCGCCCGUGCGCCUCAGCCGCGAGGAGAUCGAGCGCCGGAAGCUGCAGCAGAGCGAGUACGACGAGAUCAUCCUGCAGUUCUUCAAGAAGUUCCCCUGCGCCAUCUGCAACCUGCUGGUGCAGAACUUUGCCGACAUGCGCCGCCACCAGCGCCUCUCGCACAACAUCGAGUCUGGCUGGAUGCAGUGCUGCGGGCGCAAGUUCCACAUCCGCAAGGCGCUGGCGGAGCACGUGCUGGUGCACAAGAACCCGGAGCACUUCAUGUGCUCCCAGUGCGGCCGCGUGUUCCAGGACUCGCGCAGCCUCGAGGUUCACGAGCAGACGCACGCGAAUCCGGAGGUCAAGGCGGAGCCCAAGGAGAAGCCCGUCUACCAGUGCGAGAAGUGCCCCAAGAGCUUCAUCACCAAGGCGGCCAUAGAGUACCACUACGUGUCCAAGCACGUGCCCAAGUCGGAGUUCAAGUACUCCUGUCCGGAGUGCAACAAGAAAAUCCCCACGGAGCGCAAGCUGAAGGAGCACUUGAAGUACAUGCACGACCCCGAAACGGCCAUCAUCUGCGACAAGUGCGGCAAGACGCUGCGCUCGCAAACGAAUCUCAAGAAGCACCACGAGCUGGAGCAUUCCGAGGAGCCGCGUCCCAAGCCCGAUCCCGUGCAGUGCGAGAUCUGCGGCACCUGGCUGCGCCACUUGUCCGGACUGAAGCAGCACAUGAACACGGUGCACGAGCCGCCGGGCGGGGAGCACCGCUGCCACAUCUGCAACAAGACGUCCACCAAUUCCAGGGCCCUCAAGCGGCACAUUUACCACAACCAUUUGUGCGAGCGCAAGUUCAAGUGCGGGAUGUGCGAGAAGGCCUUUAAAAGACCGCAGGAUCUGCGGGAACACACUUCCACCCACACCGGCGAGGUGCUCUACACCUGCCCCAACUGCCCCAUGACGUUCUUCUCCAACGCCAACAUGUACAAGCACCGCCAGCGACUCCACCGCGCCGAGUGGGAGGCGGACAGGAAGAAGCCGCUGCCGCCGAACAUCAUGAAGAUUUCGCAGGGCGCCACCUCGGCGAUGAAGAAGCGCCAGACGACGGGCGCCGCCCUGUUCCCCCAGUCGCAGGAACAGAAGCAGUAGCAUUUAUAGAUAGUAGAUAAAUCGCCAACCAUUAUUAUUAACUCGCACUUAGCACACAGAUAAGUUAGGCCAUAAACAAGUAGACAUGGACAAUGUAA
This is a messenger RNA of Drosophila takahashii, 2231 nucleotides long. Its product is annotated as transcription factor grauzone. The record is from RefSeq and is a predicted model, not a curated record. Gene Ontology annotation, cellular component: nucleus. NCBI's taxonomy places the organism in Eukaryota, Metazoa, Arthropoda, Insecta, Diptera, Drosophilidae. Gene Ontology annotation, biological process: regulation of transcription by RNA polymerase II. Gene Ontology annotation, molecular function: DNA-binding transcription factor activity, RNA polymerase II-specific; RNA polymerase II transcription regulatory region sequence-specific DNA binding.